GGGGCCUGGCGCGGGCUUCUUCAGCGGGCGCGCGGCCUGCGCCCGGGAGCGGGGACGGAGGCGAUGGGCCGCGGCUGGGGCCUGCUCGUCGGUCUCCUGGGCGCCGUGUGGCUGCUGCGCUCGGGCCACGGCGAGGAGUGGCGGCCGGAGACGGCGGCGCAGCGCUGCUUCUGUCAGGUUAGUGGUUACCUGGAUGACUGUACCUGUGAUGUCGAGACCAUUGAUAAGUUUAAUAACUACAGACUUUUCCCAAGACUACAAAAGCUUCUUGAAAGUGACUACUUUAGAUAUUAUAAGGUAAACUUGAAGAAGCCAUGUCCUUUCUGGAAUGAUAUCAACCAAUGUGGAAGAAGAGACUGUGCUGUCAAACCCUGUCAUUCUGAUGAAGUUCCUGAUGGAAUUAAGUCUGCGAGCUACAAGUAUUCUGAAGAAGCCAACCUCAUUGAAGAAUGUGAACAAGCCGAAAGACUUGGAGCAGUGGAUGAAUCUCUGAGUGAGGAAACCCAGAAGGCUGUUCUUCAGUGGACCAAGCACGAUGAUUCUUCAGACAGCUUCUGUGAAGUUGACGACAUACAGUCCCCUGAUGCAGAGUAUGUGGAUUUACUCCUUAACCCUGAGCGCUACACAGGCUACAAGGGCCCAGAUGCUUGGAGGAUAUGGAGCGUCAUCUAUGAAGAAAACUGUUUUAAGCCACAGACAAUUCAGAGGCCUUUAAAUCCUUUGGCUUCUGGGCAAGGAAAAAAUAAAGAAAACACAUUUUACAGCUGGCUAGAAGGCCUCUGUGUAGAAAAGAGAGCGUUCUAUAGGCUUAUCUCUGGCCUACAUGCAAGCAUUAAUGUACAUUUGAGUGCAAGGUAUCUUUUACAAGAUACUUGGCUGGAAAAGAAAUGGGGUCACAAUGUCACAGAGUUUCAGCAGCGCUUUGAUGGCAUUCUGACUGAAGGAGAAGGUCCAAGAAGGCUGAAGAACUUGUACUUUCUGUACCUGAUAGAGCUAAGGGCUCUCUCUAAAGUGCUUCCAUUCUUUGAGCGUCCAGAUUUUCAACUCUUCACUGGAAAUAAAGUUCAGGAUGCAGAAAACAAAGUGUUACUUCUGGAGAUACUUCAUGAAAUCAAGUCAUUUCCUUUGCAUUUUGAUGAGAAUUCUUUUUUUGCUGGGGAUAAAAAUGAAGCACAUAAACUAAAGGAAGACUUCCGACUACAUUUUAGAAAUAUUUCGAGAAUCAUGGAUUGUGUUGGUUGUUUUAAGUGUCGACUGUGGGGAAAGCUUCAGACUCAGGGUUUGGGCACUGCUCUGAAGAUCUUGUUUUCUGAAAAGCUGAUCGCAAACAUGCCAGAAAGUGGACCAAGUUAUGAAUUCCAGCUAACCAGACAAGAAAUAGUAUCAUUGUUUAAUGCAUUUGGAAGGAUUUCUACAAGUGUGAGAGAAUUAGAGAACUUCAGGCACUUGCUACAGAAUGUUCACUGAGAAGGAUGGUGAAAAGUUCCUGUUUCUGCACAGGGGGAGGCCCAAGGGCCGGUUCUGUGACCAUCAAGAUUGCAAUGACCGUCUUAAGCCAAAUGUUUAUAUAAAGCUGCUUUUGUAAAAAAGAAAGAAAGAAAUACAUUGUUUUAAGUAAAUGACAUUUUUUAAAGCUGUGUUCAUGUUUAAUAUUAUUGUUAAUAAAAAUGUAUUUUGGUAAUGUAUAGAUUUUAAUACUAAGCAAAAGUAAGAACCCAGAUUCCCCCAUGAUAAAGCUAGGUGAAUGAUGGUUUAAGCCUCUCAAACUAAGCUGCAUUUAAGAAGAUACAGUAAGAAUAAAGCUAAGGUGACGAGGACAAGUGUUUGACAGUGAAAUUCUAAGAGGCUCACCAAUAACUGUGGUCAUCUGCCUAAAAACAGUGCUUUUUCAUUUGCCUCGUUUGCAAAGAAAAUAGAGAGUGCCCACUUAGAUUUGAAUUUUAGAUAGGCAACUAGUUUUCUUUUAAAUAGAAGUAUGUUAAAUGCAGUAUUAGGGCCAUGUUUAUACUAAAAAUUAUUUGUUUGAAGUCCAGAUUUAACUGGGAGGCCUGAAUUUUUCUGGAAACCUUAAAGUACACUGGUAUGAAACAUUCCUUUUAGAGUGAUGUAGCUAUUUUGAUUGUGCUGAUUUGGUUAUGUAGGGAAGUAGAACAAUUCAAAGGCACAGAUUUCUAGACAUUGUUGAAAGGUGAAUAAAUUAUAUAUUUAUUCUCAUAAUAUUUCCCCUAAUAGUAAAUUUUUGGGGAAAUUCUUAUUUUUAUAUAAUUUCAUAUUUACAGAAAAGCUUCAAAAAUAGUAAAAAAAAAUCUGUUUAAUUCAGAUUUAUGGAUUGUUCACUUGUUUUCACCACUUACCCCACCCUAUAAGAUGCCUGCAUCUCUGAGCUGUGUCCUCAGGCCUUGCUUAUCUCCUAUGUAGACACAGAUAUCCUGUUUUUAUUUAACUGUUGGAAAACUGGUCAUGGGUAUCAUGCUUUAACCCGAAAUACUUCAGUGUGAUGCUCAGUAAUUUCCUAAAAAAAAUUUUUUUAAAGGAAAACCCAAAUCUUACAAAUCCAAGCUAAACUACUAUAAGCCUUAAAAUGAGGAAAUGUCCCAUGUCCCAGUCAUCUGAAUUUUUUUUUUGUCUUUUUUUGACCUGUCUUGAUCAUAGGGUAUACAAUUCAUGCUUUUUUUUAAUACAUGGAACUCAUGGAAUUAUAACUUGGGUAGAUUUUCAUUAGUGGAAGCUCUUCCACUAAUGAAACAAUAUUUGAAGUGGUUUAAGAAUUUAUAUCACAUGGCAAUUAUAAAUACUGUAUACCUCAAAAUUAUGCACCCUUUAUUAUAGAUAUGUAUCAUCUGAGAAGUUAGAACAGGUUGAGAUGUCACAUAAUCCUAGCAGGAUUUAUAUAUGUAAUGGCUAGGAAUGUCAGUUUACACUGCUGUGUAUUUUUUCUGUCCCCAACAUACAGUUGGUGUCUAAUAUUUGUUGAUGGAAUAUGUAUGCAUUUAGUAUACUUUAAGUGAAUGAUGAUAUAACUGUGCUAAAAAAUGUGUCCUAUUUUUCUUUCCCUCUCAUUUUUUUUUCUUUUGAAUAGGGUAAUAAAUGAAAAAUAUCAACCCACUAAUUAGGUCAGUUUUCUUUGGGGCUUAAAGUACUAAGUGACCAUCACAUAUAAAGGUAUUUAGCAGCCAGCCCUUUUGAAAACCUCUUUGCUUUCACUUGCCGUUUCCCAUUUGAGUGGCUCUGUGUCUUCUGUCCCUCUUCAUUCUGAGUCUACAGUUAACCAAGCCAUUUCUUAAUUGUUAAGAAAUCUUAGUAUCUUAACUUUUCCUAUACUUGACACUAUUGACAGUCCUUUCCUUCAAGUCCCUCUUCCUUUGUGUCCUUGCAUUUGACUUGCUCCUGGGUAUCUUCUACCCUCUGCAUUUAACCAAAUAGCAUUCCUCAGAUAUUUUCCUUCUUGCUGUCAAUCAGUAGAUCCCAUCCUUGGGGGAUUUCCAUUAAGUGAUUUUAUUUUAGCUUAGACUUCUCAGUCUGUUUUCCUCCUGUGCUCACUUGGCUACCCGAUUGUCACUUCUGCAUUUUCAAGGACUUGGUCUCCACAAACCUACUCUUAUGUUUGUGUUCCUUCCUUGGUUCAUUUCAGAACCAUUGCAGUUACAUUACAAUUCAUUCCUCUAUCCUCCAUCGAUAUUGGUGUCUAAGUUGUGCUGACUUUACACUCACGUUUCUGAUAUAGCAUCUUCUUUCAGUUUUUAUUACUGCUACCCAAAGGACUACCGAAGUCUAGUUCCCCAUUUCUUUGCUGGUCUACAUUACCAGAUUGGACUGUCUAGAAACAGUCAGCCUAAUAUCUGCUGGCAAUUUUAUGAGCUUUCUGGUGGGAGUCUUUGCUUGAUACCCAAGAGCUGCCUCUUGUCUUUGCUAUUCUGUUCUGAUGAGAGUGUUAAAAGUCUUCCAAGGAAAAGUCCAAAGUUGGUUGCCCUUCAAACCUGAGUAGAUACCAUAUUUGCAUUGAGAGCCCUAGGCUUCUGCAUCUGGGAAAUUACUGCAUUCUUGAAAAUCUGUGAAAGUACCCGUCCCUUCCCUAUGGUCACCACUGUAAUUGCAACCUACCUCUACUGAAUCACUUACUGUACUGUAUGUUUUAUUUUUUAAAAAGUGUCCUUUACUAGAAUGUGAGCUCCUUAGGGGCAGGAAAAGAAACUGUUCAUUUUGGUAUCUCUAUAGUAUCAUGUUUGGCAUAUGAGCAUCUAAUAAAUGUUAGUUGAGUAAAUUGCUUCACAGUGACAGCUGUACCUUCACUGCCUUUGCUUCACAGAAGGAUCAGUAGACUUUAGGGGGGGCAAUAAAGAUGGAGAUAAUUUAAAAUUU
Molecule: messenger RNA, 4359 nt
Organism: Meriones unguiculatus (Mongolian gerbil)
Lineage: Eukaryota; Metazoa; Chordata; Mammalia; Rodentia; Muridae
Gene: Ero1a
Product: endoplasmic reticulum oxidoreductase 1 alpha
Exons: 16
Coding region: 64-1467 (467 amino acids)
Biological process (GO): protein folding in endoplasmic reticulum
Cellular component (GO): endoplasmic reticulum; endoplasmic reticulum membrane
Molecular function (GO): thiol oxidase activity; FAD binding; protein-disulfide reductase activity
Source: RefSeq, a predicted model, not a curated record